CGAAAAUUCACAUUCAGCCGUCAAGACUGAACAAUGGUUAACAUGAGCUAUCACCAAUUUUCACUAAAAUAUCCACAUUCAAGCUCAAGACAGUCGAGAAGGCGAACGAAUAAAAGAAAAAGGAAUUGUUGGAACAAGCUAUCUCCAACACAUUGGCAGACUUGAUUAACAGAGACUUUCUAAAGGUCCAGUGUGAAGCGUGUGGCCGAGUAUCUGUGAGUUGCGACUGAUUGGCGAGAUGACUGCCGAGUGGCUACACCUGCCCCCGCCGUACCCCCCUGGUGUGGGGCCGUUGUGUGGUGCAGAGUUGGAGGCGUGGUAUGAGGACCUGCAGGAUAUUCUGGGCUCCGACACGGGAGGGGCAAAACUGGCGCGUGCCCCCACAUGCACCGAGAAGGAGCCAGAGUUUCUGGAUGUUCUGGAAAGUUGUUCUCUGACGUGGCUGACGGAUGGUAGCCAGACGUGGGGCGAGGGUGUCCAAAGGGCAACAGAGGAAAUCCACAACAGCCAGCCUCUGCAUCACACCUCAUCAUCGUCCUCUUCUUCCUCUUCCUGCAUGAGUCCAGCUGUUGCAGAAGAGCGGCGGGCGGAGGCUGACAAUGGGAGAAGUGGAGAUAGUUCGGCAGGAGGUGGCAGUGACCUGCUGCCCCCAGAGUUCUUUGAGUUGCUGAGCGAAGGAGGAGUGGGAAUGGUUGAUCCGAGCGGAGCGGUGAUCAGCAGUGGCUAUUAUUACCACCACCAUCAACACCACCAGGCUAAUAAUGUCCAACCUGCGUCUCCCUCAGCUAGUGAGGAGGAACUGCCCUGUGUCCCAGAUUCUCCAUCCUGCUCCUCCUCAGCCUCCCGGUCGCCAUCUCAGAAUUGUUCUUCCCCGUCCUCACCUGUCUCUUCUCCUUCCGCCUAUCCAUCCUCCCGCCUGGGAAAACGCAAGAGGACCACCAGUGAAAGGACCAACAGUGCCUUGUCCUCUUUCGCCUCCUCUACGCAGCACACAUCCUUAUCAUAUUCGUCUGCCAAAAAGAGUCGCAAAGAAAGAGAGCAGGAGAACGAGAGGAAGGUACAGGAACUGACGGAGCAGAAUGAGCGUUUGAAAGCAGAGAUUGAAAGGUUGGGAGAAGAGGUACAGAGGACACGUAGAGCCCUGAUAGAGAGACUAGUCAACACCAGGAAAUGAGGGGGGAAAAGAAAGACAGGAUAGAAGAAAGGAAUAAAUGACAGGUCCUACAGAAUUGGAAUAAGCAGUGGUGGGGAAAUGUGUAAUAUGGUGGACAUGAAAUGCCUCUUAAGACAGGGAAGAGAAUUUUUUUUUGAGAGAGGAUUUUUGGAAAAGACAGAGUUAAAGAUGGCAAGAAGGAGGAAAGUGAUGAAAGUCAAGACAAGGAAAGGCACAGAAAGAUGGGCUGCAACAGCACUGCGGCAAAUAAAAAGACACAGCAUGUACAAAGGAAAAGGAAGAACAGAAAGCUCUAAGUGCAAAUCAUGCAGUGGUUUUGAUGAAUGUUUGUCAUUUUAUAGAAUGCCUAACAUAAAGUUCCAUCAAAUAGGAUUGCAGACAUUAUAGUUAUGAGCAUUUGAUGAUUUGUAUGUAGGACAGAAAGGAACUUUAUUCAGAGAGUGCAUUUCAUUGUCAUCCCUUCCCACCAUUUUGCAAUAAAUUGUAACUCCUACUUUAAAGGGCUGCAAUCUGGCUAGCAGAGAUUAUUUGCCCCAAUUUGUGGAGAGUUAAGGAGCUCAGGAAAAGUUUUGAAAGUGCCCAUUGCAAUGUGAGUAUGAGAGAAUGAUUUUUUUGGGAGAGAAUUCAUACCUUUUCUUACUUUUUUAUAACCCAUGGCUUGUGUGUAUGUGUAUUUAAAUAAAGCAAGUAGGACCCGGCUAUACUUUCGAAGCUGACCUUUUCUAUCAAUAUGUGAAUUAGUAGUAGAAUUAUAAAUUGUUCUACCCUGAUUUACUAUUUUUAUAUAAUGCUGUAAAAUAUACAAUUGUACUGUAAUGGCUUGUACUGUAAUAUGCCAACAUAACCACUGUUAUUUUCUCAUUGUAGUCACAUAAAUUGUUAAUCGUAGAAUAAUAUGCAUGGCUUUUAUCAUUGAUGGAAUCAAAUUCAUGUAUUUUACCAUACUAUUUCUUUUAUCCUUCAUUGUAAUCUCAAAUUUGCAAUAAAAGAAAGAAUGUGCA
Scomber scombrus (Atlantic mackerel) is the source of this 2175-nucleotide messenger RNA. It is a transcript of the gene ddit3, whose product is annotated as DNA-damage-inducible transcript 3. Gene Ontology annotation, biological process: intrinsic apoptotic signaling pathway in response to endoplasmic reticulum stress; positive regulation of intrinsic apoptotic signaling pathway; negative regulation of transcription by RNA polymerase II. Gene Ontology annotation, cellular component: CHOP-ATF3 complex; CHOP-ATF4 complex; CHOP-C/EBP complex. Bases 239 to 1174 code for a protein of 311 amino acids. The record is from RefSeq and is a predicted model, not a curated record. NCBI's taxonomy places the organism in Eukaryota, Metazoa, Chordata, Actinopteri, Scombriformes, Scombridae. The transcript is spliced from 4 exons. Gene Ontology annotation, molecular function: protein heterodimerization activity; RNA polymerase II cis-regulatory region sequence-specific DNA binding; DNA-binding transcription activator activity, RNA polymerase II-specific.